Messenger RNA from Homarus americanus (American lobster), 765 nucleotides. RefSeq lists its product as uncharacterized. Bases 1 to 765 code for a protein of 254 amino acids. The record is from RefSeq and is a predicted model, not a curated record. NCBI's taxonomy places the organism in Eukaryota, Metazoa, Arthropoda, Malacostraca, Decapoda, Nephropidae. The transcript has a single exon.
AUGGAUCUACAAAUCUACAACCUCAAAGGGGUCCUCAGAGCAGUCCUACAAACGGAAAGAGCCAUGGAAGUGAAAGAAGUACUUGUGAAAGAUGACAGGCUCCCAGCUGAGCGAGCAUUGGGAAUCAUGUGGGAUGUAGAGAAUGACGAACUUAAAGUCCGAAUUCAGAUCCCAACGAAGCCACAAACGAAGCGAGGUCUCCUGAGUAUGGUCAGCUCCAUAUACGACCCAUUAAGACUCAUCUCUCCGAGCACCAUACGAGCCAAAACCAUAUUCCAGGACGAAUUCAGGCAAGGCAGUGGGUGGGAUGAGCAAAUGACCGAACACCACAGAGCCGAUUGGUGGCAGUGGCUAAAUGAUCUUCCCCACUUUUCUGAAGUAAGUAUCCCUCGAUGUUACCACCCUGAAUGCGCAAAUCCAAUAACUAUGGUACAACUGCACCACUUCUGUGACGCCUCCCAGCAAGCAUACGGGGCUGUAUCCUACCUCAGGAUCACAAGUGGAGAAGGAGCCCACUCUACCUCCUUUGUGUGUAGUAGAGCCAAGCUAGCUCCUCUGAAACAGCAAACCAUACCUCGGCUCGAGCUAUGUGCAACAGUGUUGGCGGCCAAAGCAGACAAACAACUGAGAGAAGAACUAGAGUUGCAGAUCGACAGAUCAGUGUUUUGGACAGACAGCAUGGUCACCCUUCAAUACAUAAGAAACACUGAACGGCGCUUCCAUACCUUUGUGGCAUACCAAAUUGCAAAGAUACAUAAGAAAUGA